CCCCCACCCCCCUUGGCCAUGGACACCCCUGGCUACCCUGCCUCGGCGCCCACAACCUUGGAACCUGGGAACACCUCCUCAGCCUGGCUCCCAGACACCACCCUGGGAAAUGGGUCAGUGGACCCAAGUGCAGCAGGGCUGGCCGUCAGCGGUGUCCUAAUCCCGCUGGUCUACCUGGCGGUGUGCGUGGUGGGCCUGCUGGGCAACUCCCUGGUCAUCUACGUGGUCCUGAGGCACACGGCCAGCCCGUCGGUCACUAAUGUCUACAUCCUCAACCUGGCCUUGGCCGAUGAGCUCUUCAUGCUGGGGCUGCCCUUCCUGGCGGCCCAGAACGCCCUAUCCUACUGGCCCUUCGGCUCCCUCAUGUGCCGCCUGGUCAUGGCCGUGGACGGCAUCAACCAGUUCACCAGCAUCUUCUGCCUCACGGUCAUGAGUGUGGACCGAUACCUGGCCGUGGUGCACCCCACCCGCUCUGCCCGCUGGCGCACAGCUCCGGUGGCCCGCACGGUGAGCGUGGCCGUGUGGGUGGCCUCAGCGGUGGUGGUGCUGCCCGUGGUGGUCUUCUCGGGGGUACCCCAUGGCAUGAGCACCUGCCACAUGCAGUGGCCCGAGCCGGCGGCGGCCUGGCGCGCCGGCUUCAUCAUCUACACGGCCGCACUGGGCUUCUUCGGGCCGCUGCUGGUCAUCUGUCUUUGCUACUUGCUCAUCGUGGUCAAGGUGCGCUCGGCAGGGCGGCGGGUGCGGGCACCCUCGUGCCAGCGGCGGCGGCGCUCGGAGCGCAGAGUCACGCGCAUGGUGGUGGCCGUGGUGGCGCUCUUCGUCCUUUGCUGGAUGCCUUUCUACGUGCUCAACAUCGUCAACGUGCUGUGCCCGCUGCCCGAAGAGCCCGCCUUCUUUGGCCUCUACUUCCUGGUGGUGGCGCUGCCCUAUGCCAACAGCUGUGCCAACCCCAUCCUCUAUGGCUUCCUCUCCUAUCGCUUCAAGCAGGGUUUCCGCAGGGUCCUGCUGCGACCCUCCCGCCGUGUGCGCAGCCAGGAGCCUCCAGCCGGAGGACCUCCGGAGAAGACGGUAGAGGAAGAGGAGGAGGAGGAGGAGGAGGAGGGGGCAGGGAAGCAGGGGGAGAGGAAGAUGAAUGGCCGGGUCAGCCUCAUUGCGCAGCCUGGCACCAGCAGGCAGGAGCGACCGCCCAGUGGCAAGGUCAACAAGGACAAGCAGUUCCUACCCCAAGAGGCCUCAGCGGGAGACAAGCCGGGCACACUGCACAUCAGCUAUCUGUAGGGGGCCUGUGGAGGGCCA
Neogale vison (American mink) is the source of this 1296-nucleotide messenger RNA. It is a transcript of the gene SSTR3, whose product is annotated as somatostatin receptor 3. NCBI's taxonomy places the organism in Eukaryota, Metazoa, Chordata, Mammalia, Carnivora, Mustelidae. Gene Ontology annotation, molecular function: neuropeptide binding; somatostatin receptor activity. The transcript has a single exon. The coding region runs from base 19 to 1278 and encodes 419 amino acids. Gene Ontology annotation, biological process: neuropeptide signaling pathway. The record is from RefSeq and is a predicted model, not a curated record. Gene Ontology annotation, cellular component: neuron projection; membrane.